Notolabrus celidotus (New Zealand spotty) is the source of this 1602-nucleotide messenger RNA. RefSeq names its product O-6-methylguanine-DNA methyltransferase (gene mgmt). The transcript has 6 exons. Gene Ontology annotation, cellular component: nucleus. Gene Ontology annotation, biological process: DNA repair. Gene Ontology annotation, molecular function: methylated-DNA-[protein]-cysteine S-methyltransferase activity. The coding region runs from base 338 to 904 and encodes 188 amino acids. The record is from RefSeq and is a predicted model, not a curated record. Lineage: Eukaryota; Metazoa; Chordata; Actinopteri; Labriformes; Labridae.
CUGCGAACAUAAGUUGUCCCACACUGUAGGCUACAUGUUGGUAUGUGGGUAAAGGUUACGAGGCUUUAUGGAAGUCACCUUUUACCACAGGGGGACCCCCUGAAGAACCCCAAAUCCCAACUUGAGACCCAUUAGAAAAGCCUUCUGUGUCUGUCCCUGUCAGGGGGAGGAGCGGAGACUUAUAUCGGCCAAUCACAGAGAGGGAGCGGACUUUUGGGUGUUUUGAUUGGCCGGCUCGACCAGGCAGUCUGGAGGAACAGGAAGAGACUUUUUUGUGUCGUGUGUGUUGAGCAGAGGUAGGUAAAGCGGACUUCGCUAAUACACGCAGGGCAGCACGAUGAAGAAGCAGAAGGAGAGCCAGUGCACUCAGAAGACCAUCUCAUUGCUGAGCCCCCUGGGGACCAUCCAAGUCAGUGGAUGUGAGAAUGGUGUGCACACCAUCCAGAUCCUAAUGGAUGUCGCACCUGCUGAAAGGAGCGGUGCGGCCCCCCUGAGCUGUGUGGUCAACGAUAGCCCGGCAGAAACGAGCCCCGAGUUGCAGCGCUGCACCGAAUGGCUCCAGGCGUACUUCAGUGAGCCGCAGACCACUGGGAGUCUCCCGCUCCCUGCCUUUCACCACCCCGCCCUGCAAGGAGACGCGUUCACCAGCCACGUGCUGCACGUACUUCUGAGGGACGUGAAGUUUGGAGAGACGGUGUCGUACAAACGCCUGGCUGAGAUGGCGGGAAACCCCAGAGCGGUGCGGGCGGUGGGAGGGGCCAUGAGGAGGAAUCCGGUUCCUCUCCUCAUCCCUUGCCACCGAGUCAUUUCGAGCAGUGGACAGAGUGGGCCGUACAUGAGCGGCAAGGGCGACCAUCUCAAACAAUGGCUGCUCACCCAUGAGAGGCAGAGAGGGAAAGGCUAAAGCAUGACAGAGGCCAACUGUCCUUCAUUUAGUACACACACACACACACACAUACACACACACACAUACAUUAUUUGUAUAUAUACACACACACACACACAGACAAGGACAGUGUUUUUUGAAAACACAAAAACAGGGCCAUAAAGUUUAGCAAGCUUGGCACACUCUGUGGAACAACUGGAGCUAUUGUAGAUAUUCAGUUUAAACUCCCUUUUUUUAAAUCUAAGAAUAGAGAUACUGCAUAGUUAAUGUGAUACAGAGUUGUUGCAGAAUUAGAAUGUACAAAAAUAACUUAAACAGAGAACAGUAGGAAUUACAAACAUAUGCUCCCGUGGGUCUCCGUUGCGUUUGCCAGAUAGUGCUUGGAAUGGUUUUUCUAAAGAAUUAUUAUUCCCUUAAAAAUAUGUCUCUCGCAUUGUUGUUGUUGUUGUUUUUUUUUCCUGAGCAGAAUUAGUCUUUGUACCUCUCGUUGGUUUUUUAAUUUCCUGCCAAGUGAAUGCUUUGUUCAACAUCCAGUGAUAAAGGCUCUGAAUUUUACUGCUACAAAGCUUUGUAGUGAGCAUUUGUUUUGUCUUCAUUUAGAUCUCAUUGUUUGCUCUUGCCUUACAAUCCACCUAGAGCCGACAUGUCUUAUGCAUUAUAUACUGCACUUUAGUUACGUUAGACAUGUUUAAAUAAAUACGUCUCAAACUGACAAA